CAGUCCGCAACCGUCGGUUUUGCCAACCAAACGUGCUUCAUUUUCCAUCAAUUGACGCUUCGAAACGUUUUCAAUAUUUUCCGAUUCUGGGAUUCAGGAUUCGGGGGGCUUGCCAGUGGGAUUCCGCAGAGAAUGCAACGGGAUUGAUAUACCAGAGGGCCAAGAAGAGCCUGGCAAAGCGAUAGUAGCCACUAGACGGAUCCUGGCUCGCCUUUUUUCUGUGGAUGUAACGGAAUUCAGUGGUUAAGCACUGGGGAAAGCCAAGUGCCAGCCAGCAUAUCGAUACUGGGCAGCGUUUCAAAAGAACAAAAAGGAGCAACGGAGCAACGGAGCGUUCGAGGACUGUUGAAUUAGUUAGAAGCGAAGCAACAACCACAAAUACAAACAAACGGGGGCCCCAUUCAACAACCUCUCGACGUCGCCGUAUCGAUUUUCCGUUACAUCGUUAUACACACACACUAACCCAGUUGGCACACAGCCAUUACGCAUACGCCCCAUAGCCACCCCAAAAAAGAGAGCGACUCCAGCUGCCAACUGCCAGCUGCCCCACAAAAACUAAAACCAAAAGAGAGAGAGAGAGAGAGAAGCUGGCUGGGAUUUGUUGCAUCUCGAAGGCACUGGAGGCAUGUUUCAUUUGGCACUCACUAGCCGCGGACGGACAAACCAUUUAGGGCUACGGCAAUAGCCAUUGUAGAUAGCAUUCAUCAGCAUCACAAAUCGCAGCCAGCCACGAGUUACACUCAUUGCGAAUAUCGCGCCUUCAUAGGAUAUACCACACCACUCCACCCUACUCCAAUCCACUCCACAAAGUCCAAAAAAGGAAUCGCAAAACCACCAGCAGCAAGGUGUUCAGCAUGGCGAGACUUCAGCUGGAAUGGGGACAGACGGCGUCAUUGGUGUUGCUGCUGCAGGUGCUGAUGAUGACGAUGAUGACGAUGAUGGGUCAGGUGGUGGGACAGGGGCCACCGCCGUCACAGGUGUGCCCGGAGCAGAGCGAGAUCGCGCCCUGCAUCUGCACGGUGAAGAAGAACGGGCUGGACAUCCUGUGCGAGACCACCGAUCUGGCGCACAUCACCAAAUCGAUGGGCACUCUGAAGGGCAAGAGUCCGAUCAUCUUCUACCUGAAGCUGCGCCACAACAAUCUGCCCAAGCUGCAGGGCUUCGUCUUUCUGGCCCUGGACAUUCGCCACCUGACCAUUCACAACAGCAGUUUGGCGGCCAUCGAGGAGAACGCCCUCAGUUCGCUGGGUACGGGACUCACCCAGCUGGAUGUGUCCCUUAACCAAAUGAAGACGGUGCCCUCGCAGGCGCUGAAGAAUCUGUUCCACCUGUUGAUUCUCAAUCUGAACCACAACAAAAUCACCGUGGUCCACAACAAUGCAUUCGAGGGUCUGGAAACGCUGGAGAUACUGACGCUCUACGAGAACAAGAUCACACAGAUCGAUCCCGAGGCUUUCCGGGGACUUGAGGAUCAUUUAAAGCGUCUAAAUCUGGGUGGCAACGAUCUGAGCAGUGUCCCACAGAAAGCGCUUUCCAUACUGUCCACUCUGAAGAAGCUGGAGAUCCAGGAGAACAAGAUACGCACCAUCAGUGAAGGCGACUUUGAAGGCAUGCAGAGCUUGGACUCGUUGAUAUUGGCCCACAACAUGAUCACCACCGUGCCUGGCAAUGUCUUUUCCCACCUCACCCAGCUGAACUCCCUGGAGCUGGAGGGCAAUAAGAUCAGUGCGAUUGACAAGGAUGCCUUCAAGGGCCUGGAGGAGAACCUGCAAUAUCUGCGGCUGGGCGACAACCAAGUCCAUACUAUUCCCAGCGAGGCACUGCGUCCCUUGCAUCGCCUUCGUCACUUGGAUCUGCGUAAUAAUAAUAUCAAUGUUUUGGCCGAAGAUGCCUUCACUGGAUUCGGAGAUUCCCUCACAUUCAUUAAUCUGCAGAAAAAUGAUAUCAAGGUUCUUCCCAGCCUUCUGUUCGAGAAUCUCAACUCGCUGGAGACGUUGAACCUGCAGAACAACAAGUUGCAGCGCAUUCCGCAGGACAUAAUGGAGCCGGUCAUCGACACCCUGCGCAUCAUCGAUAUCACAGAUAACCCGUUGAACUGUUCCUGCGAGCUGACCUGGUUCCCCAAGCUGCUCGAGGACCUGAAGAACAAGGACGACGAAAUGUCGCAGAAGAAGAAGCCGCUGUGCCACAUGUCGCUGGACAACCGCGAGUACUUUGUGCAGGCCAUGCCCACCGAGAAGAUGCACUGCGCCGGCCUCAAUGUGAGUCCCUCGCCCACCAGCGGCGGUCUGAUGCGGAUCCUGCAAGUGAACAUCCUGGCCCAGAUUGCCGUGUGUAGCGUGGCCUUUCUGACUAGCGUCUAAAGCCGCAUCUGUCCAGCUAGACGCGAUGUUCUAUGCGGGUCAGUUUCAGUUUCAGCUUCAGUUUCAGUUUCAGUUGCACUCCCCCCGCCCAGAUCAGUGAUAGAAAAUAGUGCGGUCCCCCCAGUUUGAUUCGGUUUGAUAAUGUCCCCCAAAAACGAAGACCAGACCCACAGUCCAGUCACAGACCCUUUUGUACGUCUACAAACCAUUUCUGUGUUGUUGUAUUGUAUGUUUUCUUAUAGAUUAUAGAGAAUCCGUGAAUUAUGCAACUCUGCCAAUAAUUAGACUCAGAAAGCACGCCAGCCAGCCAGCCAGCCAACCAGCCAGCCAGCCGGCAGCGCAGCAAGAAUAUGUCUCCCAAUCCACCUUGUUGAAUUGACGCACCUGCAACGGCAACACCACCAUCCAAUCCACUCCACUCAACUCCACUCAACUCCAAUCCCAGUAGCGACCCUGUAGCAAGUAGCUCGACUUGCACAGUAGCUCGACUCACAGGGGAAUGCUGAUUGAGAUGGGUCGGCACGGCAUGAGGAUUCAAUUCAAUUUAAUUGUUAACGGACAUAGCUUAGAUGUAAGGCUUGAUUUAGGUACCAGUGCACCUGCUGUGGUAAACCAAAGCGAAACUCAAACAUAUCAGAAUAUUGUUACGUUUAAGCCAGGGAUUUCGUUGUUACACGCGUUAAUCUGCACAAUCUGUAUUGAGUGCAGGAUAAGGAUCCCUACGGAUACCCAUUUAUUAUGUGUAGUCUAUCGUCUAUCGUCGUCUUGUCGUCGGUGUUGUGAGAUACAAUCAUUACUAACGCUUUUCGUAGCCCCCUCACCUGUUUCCAGUCCUACCUUCUGCACCCAACCAACCAACCAAACAUCCAACCAACCACCCAAUUAACCCAACUGAGCAAUCUAGCCAAGUCGAAAUUCUUCGAGUCUAUGUAUGAACUCUAAGUAUGGCUCCACUUUGGGUGCCAGAGGCAAGGCGAAACUGAGGGAAAAAAACACAAGAGAAAAUAAGGAAAAUCAUUUGCAUCAAUCACCAAGAACUGAUUAUGGAAUAAGUAGUUUGUACUCUUUAUUUGCCAUUAACAAGGGGCAAGUACUCCCAAUCCCAAAAUACCAAAUUAUUAAAAUUACCAAAUUACCAAAAUCCCAAAACCCAUAUCCAGAACCCAAUGAGAAACCCUCACUAAAAUCGAGAAUGCAUAUCGUUAUAUUGUUAUUAUAUCGUGACAUAUCAAGAGCUCCCAGUAGUAAAACACUCGGAUGGCUCUACAUUGCUAAGAUAGUGACAUUUUAUAGAAUUUACAUACAUUUUUGAGGCAUCUGAACAAGUUUGAUAUUUAUGCAGGAAGUGAAUUAUGCAAAUGUAUGUACCAUAUAUGCAGAGUGGAAUUUUUGAAAUUUUUUAUACAUAUACUUUUAUACACACAUACAUACGUACCUUUUCAAUUAUGUCUAUGCAAACUAAGUUGUAAUUCGAUUAGCAAUUAACACAGACAGACACCCAAAUCCGGCCGCCCCCGCCCCCGAUCCCGCCUCUCGUACCCACCGCCCAGCCGACCGGUGGCUUGGGUCAGUAGCCGCCCACUGGUGGGCGGUGGUGCAACUUGAGCGGUUGCGGUUGCAGAACCGGUACCGGUAACGGAAAUAUUUUCAAAAGAAUACGCCACACCACCGAUUCGGGUCAGUUUCCUUUGGCUAGAGCUGUUCUUUUCAAAAUAUUGCUAACAAGAAAACCCAUCGAAAGCUGGGCCUGCAUAAUGCUCUCCAUGUGAGCAACAGUUUCCCAAACGGGAAACACUCUGAGAAUCUAAGUAAUAAAGAAUCCAUGUUGGUUACAAAUGCAA
Drosophila elegans is the source of this 4204-nucleotide messenger RNA. Its product is annotated as slit homolog 2 protein. The coding region runs from base 855 to 2363 and encodes 502 amino acids. Lineage: Eukaryota; Metazoa; Arthropoda; Insecta; Diptera; Drosophilidae. The record is from RefSeq and is a predicted model, not a curated record. The transcript has 8 exons. Gene Ontology annotation, molecular function: protein binding.